AUGGGACGAGGAGGACGUGGACGAGGCAGAGGUGGUGGAGGCGGUGGAAGAGGUCGCGGACGAGGCCGUGGCGGCGGUGGCGGUGGCGGCAAUGGUGGUUGCAGAAAUUUUGUCGACGACCGACAGUCCUUCGACCAAGUCAACAAGACCAACGAGAAAUUCGAGCGCUUCUACAACACCCUCAAUCUUGUCCCAGCUGGAGAGGAGCGAGAUGCUUUCUGGACCAAGCUGCGCAGCGAACUGCCGAACUCAUUCCGCUUCACUGGAUCGAAGGGACACGCACGUGGUGUCCGCGACAACCUCGUCAACCGCUUCUUCCCACUGAUUAAGGAGAUCAAGCACGAUGGACGCCCGGUGGAGCUACCAAAGCAGAUUGCCUGGUAUCCUGAGGGUCUCGGCUACCGCAUGGCAACGCCAAAGAACGUCAUCCGAAAGUACGAGCCAUUCAAAGAGUUUCAGAAGUUCUUGGUGAGUGAAACUGGUGUGGGCAACAUAAGCAGGCAGGAGGAGGUCAGCAUGAUCCCACCACUUCUGUUAGACGUACAGCCGCAUCACACAGUUCUGGACCUUUGUGCAGCGCCAGGCAGCAAGAGCGCACAACUUGUCGAGCUCAUUCACGCGGGUGAGGAGGACCGGGUCGAUCGCGCGAUCAGGCAGGCCAAGGGCGAGAAGCAGGAUGGUGUGCAGCUGAGCGACAGCAACAUGACAGACGGCGGUCGUGCAACGGGUAUGCUCGUCGCAAACGACGUCAACUAUCAACGAGCUCAAAUGCUUGUCCAUCAAGUCAAACGACUCAACUCGCCGAACUUGGUUGUCACGAACCACGACGCGACCAUGUUCCCCUCGAUCGAGCUGCCUCCGGAGACGCUAGCAGGAGGCCAAAAGCGAGGCAGAUAUCUGAAAUUCGAUCGUGUUUUAGCCGAUGUGCCCUGCAGUGGAGACGGCACAUGCAGAAAGAAUCCCAGCAUCUGGAAGGAGUGGACACCACAGAACGCUCUUGGGCUCUAUCAGACACAAGUCAGGAUCCUGACACGAGCACUGCAAAUGACACAAGUUGGCGGUCGAGUGGUUUACAGCACCUGCAGCAUGAACCCCGUCGAGGAUGAAGCCGUGGUGGCAUCAGCCAUUGAGAGAUGCGGUGGCUCCACCAAGGUGAAGAUCGUGGACUGCUCAGACAGACUACCAGGUCUUGUCCGCAACCAGGGUCUCAAGGACUGGAGCAUCAUGAACCGCAACGGCCAGAUAUACGAGUCUUGGGCGGAAGCGGAAGGAUUCGAAGACGAGCAAAGUCGGAUAGUACCGGGUAUGUUCGCUCCAGGACCAGAAGAAAAUAUCCCACUCGAGCACUGCAUGCGCGUGUACCCACACCAGCAGGACACUGGCGGCUUCUUCAUCGUUGCACUCGAGAAAUUGAGCGAGAUCAAGGCGAAGCCAGAAAAUCAGAGCAAGUCUGCGAACAGGAAAUGGGUCUUCACAGAGCCAGAGGUCCCAACUGAGACAGCUUUCACCGAACUUCUCGAUGAAGUGUCGAACAGCGAGCCAAAGGAACCCGUCACUGUACCAGAGCUUCACAAUGGGGAGACAUCUGCUGCACAGAGGCAGAACGAGCCCGAUGAUGCAUCUUCCGCCACAAGUCUCAAGAGAUCCGCACCUGCUGAGGACGACACUGCCGCGACGAAGAAACCAAAGCUCGAGGGUGUAGACACUGGCCGCGCGGAACACGUUUCAGUUCCACCUGCAGUAGCUCUGGCUGUCGAGGUAAGUGGAGCAGAGCCUGGCAACCAGACUGUGACCAACAGCGCGCCAGCACAACCAAAGCGGCGAAAGGACGACCCAACGAGCGACGAAGCUUUCAAGUUCAUAAUACCGGAGCACCCUGAGCUUGUUUCCAUCUACAACUUCUACGAGCUACACCCAUUGUUCCCUCGAGACCGGUUCUUGGUCCGAAAUCCUGCAGGAGAUCCAGUGAAGGGCAUCUACUACUCUUCACAGCUUGUCAAGGACAUCCUGAUUACCAACGACAAGCGUGGUAUGAAGUUCGUCCAUGCUGGCGUGAAAAUGUUCAUGAAGCAAGACGCACAAGGCCAAGACAUCUGCAGGUGGCGCAUACAGACAGAAGGCCUCCCCAUCAUCGAAGGUUGGGUUGGCGAAAGACGAGUCAUCAGACUGCAGAAGAAGGCCACUCUGCGCAAGCUUCUGGUCGAGAUGUUUCCCAAAGUCGCCACAACCAAGCACGAAGACGGCACCGAAAGUGGAGGCUGGAAAGAUCUCGGUGAGAUUGGCGAGCAAGUUCGUGACAUGAGCAUGGGCUGCUGCGUGUUACGCGUGGAAGCUUCGGAAGAUGGCAGCGAAGACGGGUUUAAGGAGCCCUUGACGCUGCCGCUUUGGAAGAGCAUGGCCAGUGUCAAUCUUAUGCUGCCAAAGGAGGAUCGACGAGCGAUGCUGCUCAGAAUCUACAACGAAGAUGUGGAGCUCAUCAACCACAGCGAUCCGAAGCAGCAAGCUCGUAAUGCACAAAAGCAGAACGGCGGCAGUAUACCGGCCGAGAACGACGCGAAAGAGCUUCAGCAGAAGUUCAAGGACGAGUCCAAUGCGGACGUAGCUACGACCGCUGUCGAUGAUGCCAGUGGUCUUCCUAUAUCUGACGAGGGUGCUAUGGCACUUGAGCAGGACGCGCUGGCCAAGGAAGACAAGCUCGAGUCGAAGCGGAUGGAGGGUAUCGAGAACGAGGACCAGAAGAUUCAUGAUGCUAUGCCAGAACGCGCAGGCGAGGGUGACUCAGCCAACACUACUGUAUAA
Messenger RNA from Fulvia fulva, 2799 nucleotides. Its product is annotated as RNA cytosine C(5)-methyltransferase NSUN2. Lineage: Eukaryota; Fungi; Ascomycota; Dothideomycetes; Mycosphaerellales; Mycosphaerellaceae. The coding region runs from base 1 to 2799 and encodes 932 amino acids. Gene Ontology annotation, molecular function: tRNA (cytidine-N5)-methyltransferase activity; tRNA binding. Gene Ontology annotation, cellular component: nucleus; cytoplasm. The transcript has a single exon. The record is from RefSeq and is a predicted model, not a curated record. Gene Ontology annotation, biological process: tRNA methylation.